This is a messenger RNA of Balaenoptera musculus (blue whale), 874 nucleotides long. Its product is annotated as neuroblastoma breakpoint family member 4-like. The coding region runs from base 287 to 874 and encodes 195 amino acids. NCBI's taxonomy places the organism in Eukaryota, Metazoa, Chordata, Mammalia, Artiodactyla, Balaenopteridae. The transcript has 3 exons. The record is from RefSeq and is a predicted model, not a curated record.
AGCCAGUCCGCUCUCUCUCUGAGAGUGUGUCUAUGCUUUAAGUAAACUUUGCUUUGAGCUUACACCCGAAGUGUUAGUCUGCAAUUCUUUGCUUACCAUUACAAGGACCGAGGUGGCUGGUCCAGAUUCGUCCGUUGACCUCCUCGGUUGAAACUCUCCAACACAAUGCACGCCAAACCCAUAACAUGACCGGUCCCUUAACCCUCCCAUCAAAACCCGCCAGGACUCCGUGUUCACGCAUAUUUGCUGUUUAAUCAUCAGUCCUCCCGACCCCACAAAGCUCAGUAUGGAGCUGCUGGUGAUAGAAGAGAAUGAAGUCCAGCAGGACUCACUGGAUGAAUGUGAUUUGGCUGGUUCUAUUGGCCAUCAUCUGUCAGACUCCUGUACGCCUUACAGAAGUGCCUCAUUCCAGUCGGAUAAAAGGGAGGUCUCCUCAGUUCUAUCCGUAAAUGGUGACUGGGAGGACUGUCACCAAAGGCCUUUGAGUUUCCAAGGCCCAGGGGUACAAACUUCACAAGCACAGCUGCAGAAAAGCACCCACAUGACCAAUUAUCUGCAACUGCAGCUGGACCAGCAUUUCAAUUGUGGGCACAGCAAAGCCACACUCGGUCUUUCCUCCACCAUCUGGGGCUUUACUGCCAACCCCGAUUCUGGAAGCCAAGGACCACUCUUCCUAGAGCUGGGUUUGGAUGCUUCCAUUGGAAUGAAGAACCCUCCCAAGCUGAAGGGUGAGGUCUUAGCUGCCAGCAAGCAUGAGUGUCUGGUCUAUAGCAAGAUUAAUGCCUUAAGUGUCCUGAAACAGAAGAUUAUCCGAAGAAAACUGCUGUUCAGCAAGUGGAGACUAGCAUGCCGAAUCCCUGGCCUUCAAGCUUAG